Messenger RNA from Chelonia mydas (Green sea turtle), 7614 nucleotides. RefSeq names its product heparan sulfate 2-O-sulfotransferase 1 (gene HS2ST1). The coding region runs from base 338 to 1408 and encodes 356 amino acids. Gene Ontology annotation, cellular component: membrane. The transcript has 7 exons. The record is from RefSeq and is a predicted model, not a curated record. NCBI's taxonomy places the organism in Eukaryota, Metazoa, Chordata, Testudines, Cheloniidae. Gene Ontology annotation, molecular function: heparan sulfate 2-sulfotransferase activity.
UGUGUUUUGCUAGUCAAUGGUGGGGUUAGGUGGGGGUGUGCGCGGUUGGGCGUUCGGUUGCUGAGCAGCGCACGCAGGCGGGGGGAGGGGCGCGGGCUGGCUGGCUGGCGGCCGGGGAGUGAGGCUAGUGAGGGGCGGGCUGGCGCGGGGGGCGGCUGGGACGGUGCUGGCGGGGGGGGCUCUCGAGGGAUGUGAGAGCCGUCUGUGUCCCUUCGUGCGCCUCACUGCCACCCUCGCGCGCUGCGUCCCUGCGCCCGGCUGAGGCUCCCCUCGGCCUCCCCGGCCGGGCCCCACGUUAUGUCGUGAUCCCGGGCGGGCGGCGCUGCUGCUGCUGCUCAUGGGGCUGCUCAGGAUUAUGCUGCCGCCCAAGUUGCAGCUGCUGGCGGUGCUGACGUUCGGGGUGGCCGUGCUCUUCCUGGAGAACCAGAUCCAGAAGCUGGAGGAGUCCCGCGGCAAGCUCGAAAGAGCUAUUGCAAGACAUGAAGUCAGAGAAAUAGAACAACGUCAUACAAUAGAUGGUCCCCGACAAGAUGCAACUCCGGAUGAAGAUGAUGAUGUGGUGAUCCUUUACAACAGAGUACCUAAAACUGCAAGCACAUCCUUCACAAAUAUUGCCUAUGACCUUUGUGCAAAGAACAAAUAUCAUGUUCUGCAUAUUAAUACAACCAAAAAUAAUCCUGUUAUGUCACUGCAAGAUCAGGUGCGAUUUGUGAAGAAUGUAACUUCCUGGAAGGAAAUGAAACCAGGAUUUUAUCAUGGACAUAUAUCUUACUUGGAUUUUGCAAAAUUUGGUGUUAAAAAGAAACCAAUUUACAUUAAUGUCAUAAGAGAUCCUAUAGAACGACUAGUUUCUUAUUAUUACUUUUUGCGGUUUGGAGAUGAUUACAGACCAGGGCUACGAAGGCGAAAACAGGGGGAUAAAAAGACCUUUGAUGAAUGUGUAGCAGCUGGAGGCUCAGACUGUGCUCCAGAGAAACUUUGGCUUCAAAUUCCAUUCUUCUGUGGCCACAGCUCAGAAUGCUGGAAUGUGGGGAGCAGAUGGGCUUUGGAACAAGCCAAGUACAACCUGAUUAAUGAAUACUUCCUAGUGGGAGUCACUGAAGAGCUUGAAGACUUUAUUAUGUUAUUGGAGGCAACUUUGCCCCGAUUCUUUAGGGGUGCUACAGAACUGUACCGGACAGGAAAAAAGUCUCAUCUUAGGAAAACAACAGAGAAAAAGCUCCCAACAAAAGAAACCAUUGCCAAGCUGCAGCAGUCAGAAAUUUGGAAAAUGGAGAAUGAGUUCUAUGAAUUUGCACUGGAGCAAUUUCAGUUUGUCAGAGCACAUGCAGUUCGGGAAAAAGAUGGAGAAUUGUAUAUUCUGGCGCAAAACUUUUUCUAUGAAAAGAUUUACCCUAAGUCGAACUAAGAACAAGGUUUACUGUUAGAUUAAUGGACUAAACCUUUGGUCACUUUGUCAUCUUAGUUCUCAGCCCUGGAAAAUAGAUUGCUGGUAGACCUCUGAGGUAUUUCUCUCUAGAGCUGAGGAAAGUGGGCUGUGGAUCACACCAAAGGUGUUGGAUACUUGACUUAAGCUUCAGUUCUUUUAUCUAACUAAUAGUUUCAGUGGGAGUUACUACCCUUUCCCUGAAGAAACCUACAUUUUCCUUUACAGAUAUUAACCACGCAGAGGUUCUGGUUGGAAAUAUAAACAAAAAAUGCUUCUAUUUAUGCUGUUGUUGAUUCUCAGAGCAAUUUAUUUUCGUUUAAACUUCUGCAAACAAGAACUCAUUUGUUUUCCCAGCUUCUACAUGGAGAUUUUGGUUGUAUACAAUUAUGAAUAGUGUUAAUAACUGGUUGACAUCUGUGCUUUGUUUUUGUGAGUCACAUUACAUGAUAUUCAUUGGAAUGGUUAAUCGUGUUCUGCUAAGAAAUGCUGCUGCUGGAUUUGCCCAUAUAUAUAAAUGUGGUUUUAUUAAAAAGAAAAGUUAUAACUAAUCAUUAGUGUUUUAAAAAAAUAAUUUCCAUAUUAAUAUUGUAAAAAGAGAAUCAAGCCAGUAUUUCCUUUUCCUCCCUCUCCCCAACUGCCAGCUGAAGUUGGGAAAAUUCUGCAAAAAAAGUUGGCAUUGCCUGCAGUUCUAAUGAAUGCUUAUACAUCAAUAUAAAAAAACCCUCGUAAAUUCAGUAUCAAGUUGCUCCAUGGAUUCUUUGUAAUGACUGUAAACUGAGAUAGUGAUGAAUCCAUAUUAUGACUCCAUUAGUGAGCUGUGGUAUGGUUUGGGUUUUCCUACUUCUAUACUUUUACCUGUAGAAUAUUUUUACUAAGGUGCUUUAUAAUGUGUUUUAAAGCAUUGCAUUUACAAAAGGAGUAAAAUGCUGUAAAUACUGCAUAUUUUAUGUAUUUGGACCAAAAGGUUACAAGUAAUUAGCUGAAAGUGGUUUUUGCACCAGCUUUGUUACAUGUGGAGUAAAAAAAAUCUCAUCUGCUGUUCUGCUUCCUAUUUUAGUUAACUGUUGGACAUCACUGAAAUGCACUUCAAUGACCUCUACAACUUUACUAACACAGCACAUUGUCCAGAAGUUCUCUUUACCUAAAAUUAGUCUGUAUCUUUUUAUAACACUUGAAAGAGGAAAAAGAAAAUCAAAUGUGUGAUUGAAAGAGAUGUUGAACUUGACAUAAAUGUGUUUAUGUAACUGCCUUAUGUCGCUAUUGUAAACUUGUAUGAUUUGCUAUUAGCAGCUUGAAACACCUGGUAGAUGAAGUAUAGUUGAGAUUAGUGAACAGAUGUUUGGGUACUGGGGACACUGUGUUUUAACAAACUGCAGUGAAUACCUACAAAGAACGUAUAACUUUUUAAAAAAUCACAGUAAUUACCCCUUUUUUCACCUUCAGUUUAUAAAAAUUAGUUUCCCUGGGUUUGAUUGGGGUGGAGGGAGGAGAUAAUGUGACAUAUAUCUGAAUUCCUACGGAUGGUGCUUAAAGCAAUAUUAUAAAGUUAUUAAGAUGGAGUUUCUUUAAUGCAUUUGUUUUUUGUAAUAUGAAAAUGAUUGGGAGUUGAAAAUCAUGUGUACAUUGGAUGUUUGCUGCCAAAAAGGUUAAUUGAAAAGAUUAAUUGAGACACUAUCCAGUAUUUAAUUUUUAAAUUUGCUUUACUAUCCUUUGGACCUUCCUCUUUUGAGAUUUUAAAAAAAAAACCACUUUCUCAAAUAACUGUUUUCCCCUAUUAAAUACUGGUGGAUCUUUCUUUCUGAUUACUGAUUUAUGUAGCAUGCACCAGACAGGAUUUUGCUUGAUACCUUUCCUGUGUAUCAGCUUCAUUAAUGAUGCCAACACAUCACUGGGGAACAGGAUUUGCUACUCAAUUUAUGUUUCUUCUAGUAGCUGGUUGUCUAGCUGGACAAGAAGUACUGAAGUACUGGAGAGUCAUCAUAGAGUGGCUAUUGCAGUUCUGAAAUUUUCUGUUAGACUGGUAAAUUUUGGAAAUACAAUGGAUAUUUAUCAUUUUAAAAAAAGAACAUUUUUAGGGCAGAUCACAUUUUGUUUCUCUUCCAUAUAAUUUGGAUUUAUUUGCUUAAAGCACCUUAUUUUCUUGAUCCUUUUGUAAAAGUUUCAGAAUACUAUCUCUGAACAAAGAUACAAAGUGAAAACAUAGUACCCAACUAGCUAACGAAAUAGGGCAUUUAAACAUACAAGCAAGUGCCCUAGUUUGAGAAGAAAACUAUGGGUGAAAUCCGGGUCCUGCUGAAAUCAGUAGAAGUUUUGCCAGGAUAUAAUCCUAUAAAUACAGUUUUUGAACUUCUGCUCCUCUUCUGCCAAGAUUUAAAUUUAGAAAAAUGAAUGAAAUAGUCAUCUUAAAAAUAUAUUAAAAAUCUUUGCAUUUUAAAGGAGACAUUUAUUUUUUGUAGUUCACAUCAUGGAAAAAAUCUUUAUUUCCUCAGAUAAUAUCAACUCCCGUCCUCCCCUUGCUGUGAAUUGAUAAAAUUGAGAGUGGUGAUACAGAAAUAGGCAUCUCUUUAGAAACUUACUAAUUGAAAAAUAUUUAAACAUAUUACAUGUUGGGGUGGAGGAGGAAUCAAGAUUGUGGCUACUUUUAUAUCAUAUUAAUUCAUUCAGAGAGUAUUUUAAAAUCCUUUGACCUCAAAGAGUCAAACUUCUGCUUCUCAAGGGGAUAAUCAACUUUACACAUUUUUAAUGACCUACUCUAUUCUUGUACUCCGUAAUUCUCCAAAUCACUGGUCGUUAAAAGUAAUUUACAGUAUAUAAGUGAGAAUUUGUCUCAAUACUUUUCCCCUAAUGAGUCCAGUCAAAUUUAGGGACUUGCAGAUUGUAUGAUCAUUGGACUUGAUUAUGCAGCCUUUUGCAUGCACAUCUGACACUGAAGUCAAUGGGGGCUGUAUGCAGAAGUAGCAGGAAGAGAUUUGCGUUAUGGGAGCAAUUUGGGGUGAAAUUCUGGCCCCUUUAAAGUCAAUGGGAGCUCUACCAUUGACUUGAAUGUUGCCAGGAUUUCACCCUUUGUGUCCGUGCACAAUAUUUAAAAUAUUUUAGGAAAUGGAAGCCACAAAAUCAGUGCUGUGUACAGUGCGUGGAUUUAUGUUCAAAUAUUCUGUUUAUUAAUUAUACACAGAUCAUGGAUUCCUCUUAGAUGAUUUAAAACAGGAAUCACAGUUUAUACUUUUAGAAUGUAGCAAAGGGGAAGCAGUCCAUCUGGGAGUUUGGAAUGCUUUUUCUAGAUGUUCCACAUUUCUUAAGAUGUUUAGCUGCUUCUGCGUUCCAAUAGUACACAUUUGCCUAUUAUAACCUUACAUUAAUGAUGUUUACAUCAAGGGAGGUCCAAUUUCUAUUAUGUUUUUGCAUCAAUUUCACUGGUAUUGAAAAGGUAUGUAUAGAAAGAGAUGUUUGUGAUGCUGUCUAAACUAUGCUGCUUAGGCAGACAGAUGAAAAACCUGUUUCAAAGUGCACUGCCAGUUUAGCUCUUUAAAAGUGGAGCUUAUUUUAUGACUACUGGAGAUCAGACUUGCAGAAAUUGUAAUGGGUGACUAGUUGUCGGGAUAUAAUCUGUACUUUAAGCCCAUGCAGCUAUGUAACCCUUGCAGCACUAUUUAUAAAUUGAGCCCUCUUUGUGAAGACUUUGAUAGCACAUAAUUAUAAAUGUGUUUAGACACUCGUACUGUCUAAUACCUAGAUCAGCAAUUUUCUGUAGGUUCUGUAUUAAGAGAGUUAGGUUUGUGAGCAUCUCUAAAGCAGUACUGAAUGUAACUUUGAGAAACAUGGAUUGUGCCUCAUGACUUUUACUUUUUAACUACACACACACACACACACACACACUGCUAAAUAGUGCCUUUUUUCCUCACAAUCCAUGUUGAAGAUGCUCACUCCUGCUCUUUUUCCCUCUCUCUCCGUAUAUUGAUUCAUUCGUGCAAUAUUAUCCCGAUGUGAAACCAUUGUGUCACAUUUGUUUGAGAGAUAAUCACUCAGUUUUCCUCGCUAUCAUGCCAGCUUCUGUUGUUGAAGUGUUGAUUACUGAUGCAAAUGCUAUAAAAUAAAACACCCAGUGGGAAGGGGAAAAAAAAGUCCAGUGUCCUGUCUUAAUAUUUUUCAUGUAGCGUUCGCACUGAUACUUUUCUAGCAGGCAUCAAUAUACAUUAUAAUGAACUUCACUUACAGCCAUUGUUGCUGGAGCAGUUUCCAUUGUGGUUGAUCUGUAAUAGUUUUUUAUAACUUGUUUGUGGGAUUAUUUUAUUAAAACUGCUGUGUGUAAACUGAAAUGUAUAGCCCUGUAUCACCUGCAGUGGAAUCUCUGAUUGGAUAUUAAUAAACUGCAUAUAGGGUGUAUGUUAUAAUGGAAGUGUCAGUGGAAAGAAGCUCUGUGUAAUAAAAAAUUAAGUUUUGAAAGAACGAAAUAGGUGGACAUUUAAGCAAUGGGCUGAAAUGCACAUGCCUCUCACCAUAAGGAGAGCAUGAGAGAACAUAUGUGUGAGAGAUGGUGGUCACAUUGCUUAAUGCUUUACUGGAAGGUGCUCAGAUACAAUGGGGAUGAGUGUAGUGUAUACAAUCGAAAUGUAGUAUUGGCAGCUGCAAAUGCAAAUAUGUUCAAAUGAGAAGAUGUCUCAUGAGCACUCUAUCCAGUGCUACAAUGUAGGACUUACUAAAUGUGUAUUAUAAACACUUCUAGCCCCUCUGCUCCAUGAAGCAGCAUCUCAAGUAGCUGAAUAGUCAGUCAACUGACCCAGAUUGAUUACUUAAUAGGAUAGUUCUUAAAUAUUUAGCCACAGCAUUACUAGUUGAGAACCAACUGUCACAUAGCGUUUCAGCCCUUUAAGAUUUGUGCUACUUCCCACUGAGGAGUCCAUUGAAGGUUAAUUAUGUCUCUUGCGUUGAUGAGUAGACUUUUUCCCUAAUUCCCCCCCAUAUGUGUGUGUGUAUGGAUAUAGAUAGAUAAAAUCCAGAAUUAAAACUGAUCUUUGUUACCCUUGCAGGUGCAAUUGUUGCAUACAGACUUCUGCCUUUUAUCAGUCAAUGGGAAGUUGAGAGAGAGACACACACACACUGUGGCCUGUAGAAGGAUGCAAGUUCAUCCUCUAAAGGCAUCUUUUCCAGAACCGAACGAUGUAGUAAUGGAAAUAACUAUUGCCCAAAAAGAGGCGCAUAGCUCACUACAUAGUAUAUUAGUAAUUAAUGUGAGCUCUGCUGUAAAAGAGAAAAUAUCACAAUAAUAUAUCAACGUAUUAAUUGCCCAAGCAAUCUUAUAAAAUUAAUGCUGCCAUUCUAUGGAUAAUUUAAUCUCUUGAAUUGGAAUUAAUUGGGAAGACGGUGCUAAAUUUUUCCACUUCUUGCUUUUUCAUUUUACUUUUAUUAAUCCGUUAACCUGUCUAAAUCUUAGUUGAAUUUAGUAUAAAUUUCCUUAUUGCUUAAUAAAAUAUAAGCUGCUAGUGAAUCUCAAAGCGAUGUCCAGAUGUUUUCUUCAAGUACGAGUCCCCUGCUAUGACCUCUCUCCCUGCUUCAUUACCACAUAGCACAGAUGUGGUAACUUGCAAUAAGAGCUAAUUUAAAGGACCAAUAAUAGUCUUUAUUAAAAAAAAAUCUCCACAAAGAACACCUGUGGCUUAAAAAUGAAGGCUUAAAGACCUUUCACCUUGUCAUAGUGACCCACUGUAUCCCCCAUACAAAUGAAAAAUACUGUGGUAAAUAUACUCUGUCCAUUUUCUAGACACAAGAUUUAUUCUGGAUAAUACACUCUUGGGUUUGCUGCACACUCUAGCAUUAACUUUUUAUAAUAAGAAUAGAUAUAAAUAUGGCUGCAUGAGGAAUGACCCACACAUCUCAGUAACUAUAAUAAAAGUUUCAAGCCAAAUAGAGUAAUAUAUAUAUCUUAAAAUAGUAGUAUUAGGCUUGGGAAUUGUGGCUGUAGUUUGUAUGGAUCAUAUUUCUUUGAUAUUUAAGAAAUAUUUGAUUUGCAUGUAUUUGAGUCAUAGACUGCUCAAACACCCUUUAUAUGUAUUGCAACAUCCUGCAAUUUGAUAUGAAUUUGUCCUCUGAGUUAAAAUGAUGUUUCUUGAUCGUGGUUCUUAUUUCUAAUGCUGAUAUCAGUUUUAAAUAAUAAAGGAAAAAACCACUUUCCUAUGUUGGGAACAAAA